AUGCUUUCAGCAUUGGCGGUGUUUGUAGCCGCCUUGCACACGACCGUGGGCGCCGCGUCCAGUCUAACACCGCCCGUCCUCCCUCUCAUCGUACGGAAUCCCUAUCUCAGCACCUGGUUGGGAAAUGCCCGCGAUGUGCCUUGGUCCAAAUGGCCCAUGUUCUAUACCGGAGAGGAACUCGGCCUCUCCGUGAUGGCCCAUAUCCCCAGUACGGAUACGCUCUAUCCGCUGGUGGGCAAGCCUCAGGACUCCCUGUCUCAUGGUGCUGGGUCACCAUCCGUCGAAUUCCCCAGCUAUCUGGGCGCUAAAUACGACGCUUCGACAACCAACCUGACUUACCGGAUCGAUGUGGCGGCCGCAUCCUCUGCCGCUCCACUGGAAAUCACUGUCUCGUUCCUCUCGCCCAUCACUCCCACUUCGACUCUGCGGCAGUCGAUCCCGGCAUCUUAUGUCACCAUUUAUGUCGACGGCGACGUUGCUGUUGAUGUCUACAUGGACGUCAACGGACGCUGGGUGACUGGUGACGCAGGGAGUCGAAUCACCUGGGAGUACGACACGUUGGAUGCUGCGGACAAGAACCGCACCCUCCAGCGCUGGAAGUUGCAGAGGGAAUCCCAAUUGCUGCUUUCGGAGAUCCGUGAUCGCGCAGAAUGGGGUUCUCUUCAUUUCACCGGUCCCGCUGAUGCCAAAUACCAAUCGGGGGAGGCUUCGGCCGUGCGACGUACCUUUGCCGAUCGAGGAGCCCUGCGUAACGAGAAUGAUAAUGCCUUCCGAGCCGCCGGAGACCGAGAGCCAGUGUUUGCGUUUUCCAAGUCCUUUGUCCCAGGCAAGACAACUGGACUCGUUAGUGACAGUAUCACGUUCACCGUGGCUUUGAUCCAGGAUCCUGUGGUACAAUUUGCUUCCUCCCGAGGCUUGACUUUGAUGCGCCCACUUUGGAAAUCCUGGUUCCCAAGUGUCGACUGGCUGCUGCACUUCCACUAUAACGACUUCGACAAGGCAGGCGCCCUCGCUUCUAACUACUCCAACCAACUGGCGAAGGAUGCCUAUAAGUCAGGGGCCUAUGAUUAUGCCGAUAUCGUGGCCCUCAGUGCCCGUCAAGUAAUGGGAGCAACCACCUUCUCUGGAACGCCCGACGACCCGAUCCUCUUCCUCAAGGAGAUCUCCUCAAAUGGAAAUUUCCAAACGAUCGAUGUCAUUUUCCCAUCAUUCCCAUUCUUCCUGUAUACGAACCCUCGGUGGCUGGCUUAUCUACUGGAGCCAUUGAUCGAGCAUAUGCUCAGCGGACAGUACCCGAAUACUUACGCUAUGCACGAUCUAGGAACGCACUUCCCGAACGCGACAGGCCACCCUGAUGGCAAUGACGAAUACAUGCCCGUCGAGGAGUGCGGUAACAUUCUCAUCAUGGGUCUGGCUAUCGCCAACUCGUUGCGUUAUCCUGAAGACUCCGCCGCCUCGUCCAUCUGGUCUACCCAGGGUACCACCCAGAUCGACGACGAGAACCCCGGAUAUUUCCCUCUGGACAACCUUCAAGAGCAUUCAGGCAUCGACCAUCAGGAUGGUAAAUGGGGUGGUGGUAUUCAGGGCCGCCGUCUCGCCGAAAAGUGGAUCCAACGCAGCUAUAAGCUUUGGAAGCAGUGGACUGGCUAUUUGGUGGACUAUUCCUUGGAGCCUGCAAAUCAACUUUCGACCGACGACUUCGCUGGAUGGCUUGCGCUCCAGACCAACCUGGCCCUGAAAGGCAUCAUCGGCAUCAACGCUAUGAGCAAGUUGGCUGAAAUUGCGGGACACGACAGUGAUGCAUCGUACUACAAGAACAUUUCCGACACCUACAUUGCUAAAUGGGAAGAAUUCGGCAUGUCGAGGGACAAGACUCAUGCCAAACUCGCCUACGACUGGUACGGGUCGUGGACAACCAUCUACAACCUCUAUGCCGACGCCCAGUUGUGUUUCCACCUGGACGGCACCGACCUGGCUUCGCCGCCGAGUACGACGACCGACGGUCAGAAACCUCUGCUUCCUUCCCCCCGUCCUGAAAAGCCUGGCUUCGUCCCCCGCCACAUCUACCAACGUCAGUCUAUCUGGUAUCACUACGUCCGCCAGAAGUACGGCCUGCCCCUGGACAGCCGCCAUCUGUACACUAAGACGGACUGGGAAUUCUUUGCCAUGGCAGUCGCUAGCGAGGAUACGCGGAGUGAGAUUCUCGAGUCCGUCGCCCAAUGGGUCAAUGAGACCGUGACCGAUCUGCCAUUCACGGACCUGCACAACACUGAGGGUAAAGGAGAGUUUCCCGGGCCGAACUUUUACGCGCGACCUGUGGUCGGUGGACACUUUGCCUUCCUGGCGCUGGAGCGGGCGUGUGGUGGACGGGCCAUGAAGGGGCUGUCCUUCCUGGACGGCCAUGAUGCGUCCGACUCGUCCGUUUCGGCAGAGACGAUCGCGGAGUGGAAUGCUGCUGCGGAGAAGGCCGCUCGGACGUUCCAUGGUGGCUGGCCCUCGUUUGGAUUUGGGUCUGAGGGCGAGGAGCUGUAG
Aspergillus terreus NIH2624 is the source of this 2532-nucleotide messenger RNA. RefSeq names its product putative glutaminase. The record is from RefSeq and is a predicted model, not a curated record. Lineage: Eukaryota; Fungi; Ascomycota; Eurotiomycetes; Eurotiales; Aspergillaceae. The coding region runs from base 1 to 2532 and encodes 843 amino acids. The transcript has 5 exons.